CACACAGCUCGCAACUGCUGCAAAGCGCUGAGCACCGCACCGCGAGCACCGCACCGAGCCCCCAACCCCAGCCAUGUCCAAGGUUUCCCCCACUGAGACCGAGCGCUGCAUUGAGUCGCUGCUGGCCGUCUUCCAGAGGUACGCAGGGCGUGAAGGAGACAACCUCAAGCUCUCCAAGAAAGAAUUCCGGACUUUCAUGAACACCGAGCUGGCUUCCUUCACAAAGAAUCAGAAGGACCCCGCUGUUGUGGACAGGAUGAUGAAGCGGCUUGAUAUCAACAGCGAUGGGCAGCUGGACUUCCAGGAGUUCCUGAAUCUCAUAGGAGGCAUUGCAGUGGCCUGCCAUGAUGCACUGCUCGUUCAGCCUCCUCAUCCUUAGUCCCAGCAGCCUCAUCUCACCCUCACUCAACCAAGACCUUUGCAAAUAUGGAAACAAGUCACAACAUCCCCACUCCUUGUUUUUAUGAAUAAAGGUUUAAAAUCCUA
Molecule: messenger RNA, 486 nt
Organism: Gallus gallus (chicken)
Lineage: Eukaryota; Metazoa; Chordata; Aves; Galliformes; Phasianidae
Gene: S100A11
Product: S100 calcium binding protein A11
Exons: 3
Coding region: 74-379 (101 amino acids)
Biological process (GO): regulation of cell population proliferation
Cellular component (GO): cytoplasm
Molecular function (GO): calcium-dependent protein binding; calcium ion binding
Source: RefSeq, marked validated